This is a messenger RNA of Tachysurus fulvidraco (yellow catfish), 3003 nucleotides long. RefSeq names its product ST8 alpha-N-acetyl-neuraminide alpha-2,8-sialyltransferase 3 (gene st8sia3). Lineage: Eukaryota; Metazoa; Chordata; Actinopteri; Siluriformes; Bagridae. The coding region runs from base 423 to 1640 and encodes 405 amino acids. Gene Ontology annotation, molecular function: alpha-N-acetylneuraminate alpha-2,8-sialyltransferase activity. The transcript has 4 exons. The record is from RefSeq and is a predicted model, not a curated record. Gene Ontology annotation, biological process: oligosaccharide metabolic process; N-glycan processing.
AGAGGAUGUUGGUGUUUGGUGGUGGAUGUUGGUGUUGAUGGUGAGUGUUGGUGUUGGUUAAUGCAAAGCAUGCAACCAGUGCUUCCGGUGCUUCGAUUUCACCGAUUUCUUCAGUCCUCCAGAUUCAGCCCAGGUCGAGUCUCCUUUAAAUAUCCACCGGAGUGCAUUUAAUUAAACCCGAAAAGCUCGUGCAUUCCCCCUGAGCACUAUUUCUCACCGAAGGUCCGGGAUGGCAGCUCGUUGCACGAGCUCAUACCGAGAGGGAGUGCGAGGAGAGCACGAGCAUCUCUCCGCCGCAGCAUCGCCUCCAUUGCGAUCACGUCCGACAUCCUGCAUGGUGGGUUACUCGUAGACUUGCGCGCACGCGAGCUUGUGGAGGUUGUUGUCUUGAUUUGUUUAUUGUUUUGUAUUAUUUUUUGCAUAUGAAUGCAUGCAUUCGCGUCGUCGCGUUCAUCUUUCGGUAUCUUGGUUUUUUUUUACGCGCCGCCGGGGAAUGCGAGCGAGGCAUCAUGGUGCGCAUCCUCAGCGCCCUCGGCUUGGUCAUGUUCAGCGUGGCUCUGCUCAUCCUCUCUCUCAUCAGCUACGUGUCCAUAAAGAAGGACGCCAUCUUCACGGGCCCCAAAUACCCGAGCGGCGGCGGCGGGCCGCGGAUGUACAUGUUUCACACGGGCUUCAGAUCCCAACUGGCAAUGAAGUUUCUGGACCCAGCGUUUUCAACCCUGAACAAUGCCCUAAAUGAGAACCUUCAGGACAAUUCAUCCAAGUGGAAGUUUAAUAAGACGGGCUAUUUAGAGCAAAGUAAAGAGAUUGCCCAGUACAUUGACGUGCCACGUAACUUUACCCUGACCAAGAGCAGCGUGCGUGUGGGUCAGCUGAUGCACUACGACUACUCCAGUCAUAAAUAUGUCUUUUCCAUUGGUGAGAACUUCCGCUCCCUCUUGCCGGACUCGUCACCCAUCCUUAACAAGCGCUACAACACGUGCGCCGUGGUGGGAAACAGCGGCAUCCUGACGGGCAGCCGGUGCGGCGGCGCCAUCGAUGCCUAUGACUUUGUCUUCCGCUGCAACUUCGCACCUACCGAGGUCUUCCGCAAGGACGUGGGCCGCCGCACAAACCUCACGACUUUUAACCCGAGCAUUUUGGAGAAGUACUAUAACAACCUGCUCACCAUCCAAGACAGGAACAACUUCUUCCUGAGCUUGAAGAAGCUGGAUGGAGCCAUUCUGUGGAUUCCAGCCUUUUUCUUCCACACCUCUGCCACGGUCACACGCACGCUGGUGGACUUCUUUGUGGAGCACCGGGGGCAGCUAAGGGUGCAGCUCGCCUGGCCUGGGAACAUCAUGCAGUAUGUCAACAGGUACUGGAAGACGAAGCAGCUUUCCCCGAAGCGCCUGAGCACAGGGAUCCUGAUGUUCACCCUGGCCUCGUCCCUGUGCGAGCAGGUUCACCUGUACGGCUUCUGGCCUUUCGGCUGGGACCCCAACACAGGCAAGGAGCUGCCCUACCACUACUACGACAAGAAAGGCACCAAGUUCACCACCAAGUGGCAGGAGUCUCACCAGCUGCCCACCGAGUUCAAGCUUCUAUUCAAGAUGCACACGGAGGGCGUCCUCAAACUGAGUCUCUCGCACUGCGCAUAGAGAUCGAAGAGUUCGGAAGGUCACAGGUCGCGGAGGUUUGCUAGCAUCGAUGACGUGACGUCAAGUGCCAAUCGACAACAUUCAGCCCAAUUUUAGGAUGCAGCAUUCACAAACAGCGUCCCGACUCGUACAGGAAGAUCGUUAGCCAUGCCGCGUGUUAGCAAACGCAGACCUAAUCCGGGGUUCUUUCUCUCAGCUUGUGUGUUUGCAUCUGACUCAAACCAGAAAUAAACUGAACCAGGACUUUUGAAAAUAUGUUCUCACCAAUCCAAGGACAGCUCAGAACAGAUACGCCAUGACGAGAGACAUUUCAAGAACCUGUUCGCUUUAAAGGCUGAUAUAAUUAAUAAACAUGAGACGUUAAUAUAACGUAGCUGAACGGGGAGCGAAGCAUUAUUCACCGUCGAGUGUUAAUGAACGCUAAAGGUGACGAUGCUUAACGGGAUCAGUUUUGUGUUCUCGAGAUCGUUCCAUCAGAAUGUAAUAAACGAAUGUAAUCAUGUCAUAGUCAUUUCAGUGGUUCGACGAGCGACUCUGAUUCUUCUGAAAACAUCACGCGUAGAUUCUCAUCUAUACGCCGGAUACGUGAACGUCAUCCCUAUAUAAACACGACCUCACAUAUAGACUAGACGUGUGCGAUGACUGAAUGUUUAGACUUAUUAUUGAGUUUAUUAGGCUUCGUAGGGUCCAUUCUGACAGGGAUAAACACUUCUGACUGGACAGCUGUCCUGUCAAUCAAUCAUAAAUGCAGGGAAAACCCUACCUGAACCAUUCAGUACAGGUUCUGGGUUUAUUUAAAGGAGCAAUCUGUAAAUCUUUGAUCUAUCUUCUGGCUGAAAUGUGAUUUGCAAGUAACUGCAGUGAAAGCACUGACAGGCCUUUGCUUCCCUCCCCACCCCACACCGAGCUUAUCAUUAUCGCUUUCAAGUUGCCUUUUAUUAAGAAAACGGGGCCGAGCUCAUUUCAGGGCCAGAAAUUUUCAAGCAAAAAGCCUGAAAUAAAGACUCUAGUGAGUCAUAUUGCACGGCAGUAUUUCAAAUGACAGUAUUUUUCCUACGAAAUCUUUAAACGAUCAAUAAGUAUUAGUGGGUCGAGGAACUCUAACACUUUAAUUAUUACUAACCGCACCUUUAAAAUCCAGAAUGCAGCAUUUUCUUGAUCUACAGAUAGGCUUUGUUCUGUGAUUGCUGACUUACUGAAAUGUUGCACAUUUAUGAAUGUUGUCAGAACGUGUGUGUGUGUGUGUGUGUGUGUGUGUGUGUGUGUGUGUAUCAGUGAGAAUUAUAUACCUGUAUGUUAAAAGACCAGAAUGUUGACAUGUUUGAUUCACGGUGAAGCUUCCGAAUAAAAGUGGGAUAGUUGA